This is a messenger RNA of Gadus chalcogrammus (walleye pollock), 6117 nucleotides long. It is a transcript of the gene smarca4a, whose product is annotated as SWI/SNF related, matrix associated, actin dependent regulator of chromatin, subfamily a, member 4a. Gene Ontology annotation, molecular function: histone binding; transcription factor binding; DNA binding. Gene Ontology annotation, cellular component: nucleus. The transcript has 35 exons. Lineage: Eukaryota; Metazoa; Chordata; Actinopteri; Gadiformes; Gadidae. Gene Ontology annotation, biological process: positive regulation of transcription by RNA polymerase II. Bases 232 to 5205 code for a protein of 1657 amino acids. The record is from RefSeq and is a predicted model, not a curated record.
UGCGGCCGCUAGGCGGCGCCAGACACCACGGCGCGGCGCUGCUCUCACCCGGUCCACCGGGAGAGGGGGGUGGAGGGGAACAAAACGCUGCUCGCUAGGUCGCUCUUUGUUUCUGUCUAGGAGGAAAACCCAAAGACCUUGCCACCGCGGAGGUUUUAAUCACAACGAAUUCACCCGAUUUGAUAGUAGUACUCGACUGCUGUCAACCCGCCCCUCCGUCUCUGCUGAGAGAUGUCUACCCCCGACCCCCCCAUGGGAGGGACUCCCAGGCCGGGCCCUUCGCCUGGCCCGGGGCCCUCGCCAGGGGCCAUGAUGGGCCCCAGCCCCGGUCCGUCUCCGGGAUCGGCCCACAGCAUGAUGGGCCCCAGCCCGGGGCCCCCAGGCUCCGGACACCCCCACCCACCCCAGGGCCCCUCGGGGUACCCCCAGGAGAACAUGCACCAGAUGCACAAGCCGAUGGAGGGCAUGCAUGAGAAGGGGAUGCCUGAGGACCCUCGCUACAGCCAGAUGAAGGGCAUGGGCAUGAGGCCCGGACCCCACAGCGGCAUGGGACCCCCGCCCAGCCCCAUGGACCAGCACUCCCAAGGUUACCCCUCUCCUCUGGGGGGCUCGGAGCACGCCCCCAGCCCCGGCCCCGCCAACGGGCCCCCAUCGGGUCCCAUGAUGCCCGGGGGCCAGUCCGGCCCCGGCUCGGGCCCCAUGGAGGGCGGCGGGGACCCCGGCCCCCCCAUGGGCCAGCAGAACCGCGGCGGAGGAGGCGGUGGUGGCGGUGGUGGACCCCCGGUCGCCGGUGGACCCGGAGGGCCCGUGUCGGGGCCCGGUGGGGCACCCGGAGGCCCCACCCCCUUCAACCAGAACCAGCUGCACCAGCUGCGGGCGCAGAUCAUGGCCUACAAGAUGCUAGCGCGCAGCCAGCCGCUGCCGGAGCACCUCCAGAUGGCGGUGCAGGGCAAGCGGCCCAUGCCCGGCAUGCAGCAGCAGCCCAUGCCCAGCAUGCCCCCCACCACGGGGCCGGGGCCCGGGCCGGGGCCGGGGCAGCCCAACUACAACAGACCCCACGGUAUGCAGGGUCCCAACAUGCCUCCCCCGGGGCCCGCGGGCGUCCCCCCAGGGAUGCAGGGGCCCCCCACCAACGGGCCCCCCAAGCAGUGGGCUGAAGGCCCCAUGGUGAACGCCGCCGCCCCGUCCAGCGCCCCCCAGAAGCUGAUCCCCCCGCAGCCCACGGGCCGGCCCUCCCCCGCGCCCCCCUCGGUGCCCCCGGCCGCCUCCCCCGUCAUGCCCCCCCAGACCCAGUCCCCGGGGCAGCCCGCCCAGCCCCCCCCCAUGAUGCUGCACCAGAAGCAGAACCGCGUCACCCCCAUCCAGAAGCCCCGGGGCCUGGACCCCGUGGAGGUGCUGCAGGAGCGCGAGUACAGGCUGCAGGCCCGCAUCGCCCACCGCAUCCAGGAGCUGGAGCACCUGCCCGGCUCGCUGGCCGGAGACCUGCGCACCAAGGCCAACAUCGAGCUCAAGGCCCUGCGCCUGCUCAACUUCCAGAGACAGCUGAGGCAGGAGGUGGUGGUCUGCAUGCGCCGCGACACGGCGCUGGAGACGGCGCUGAACGCCAAGGCCUACAAGCGCAGCAAGCGGCAGUCGCUGAGGGAGGCGCGCAUCACGGAGAAGCUGGAGAAGCAGCAGAAGAUCGAACAGGAGAGGAAGCGGCGGCAGAAACACCAGGAAUACCUCAACAGCAUCCUGCAGCAUGCCAAGGACUUCAAGGAGUACCACCGCUCCAUCACCGGGAAGAUCCAGAAGGCCACCAAGGCCGUGGCCACCUACCACGCCAACACGGAGCGAGAGCAGAAGAAGGAGAACGAGCGCAUCGAGAAGGAGAGGAUGAGGAGGCUCAUGGCGGAGGAUGAGGAGGGCUACAGGAAGCUGAUCGACCAGAAGAAGGACAAGCGUCUGGCCUACCUGCUGCAGCAGACGGACGAGUACGUGGCCAACCUCACCGAGCUGGUCCGCGCCCACAAGGCCGUGCAGGCGCUCAAGGAGAAGAAAAAGAAGAAGAAGAAGAAGAAGCCGGAGAACCCAGAAGGAGGUGCUGCCUUGGGCCCCGACGGAGAGCCGCUGGAUGAGACCAGUCAGAUGAGUGACCUCCCAGUGAAGCUGGUCCACGUGGACAGUGGGAAGAUCCUCACUGGGAUGGACGCCCCCAAGGCUGGGCAACUGGAGACCUGGCUGGAGAUGAACCCGGGGUACGAGAUUGCUCCACGCUCCGACAGUGAGGGCUCCAGCUCGGAGGAGGAAGACGACGAGGAGGAGGAGGAGAUCCCCCCGCCCCCGCCGCCGCCCCCUCCCCCGCCCAUCGUUGCCCCCGUGGAGGAGAAGAAGAAGAUCCCCGACCCUGACGUGGAGGAGGUGUCCGAGGUGGACGUCCGCUGCAUCAUCGAGCACGCCAAGCAGGACGUGGAUGAUGAGUACAGCUCUGCGUCCUUCGAGCGUGGCCUGCAGUCGUACUACGCCGUGGCCCACGCCGUCACCGAGCACGUGGAGAAGCAGUCCACGCUGCUCAUUAACGGGAUGCUCAAACAGUACCAGGUCAAAGGCCUGGAGUGGCUGGUGUCUCUGUACAACAACAACCUGAACGGGAUCCUGGCUGACGAGAUGGGGCUGGGGAAGACCAUCCAGACCAUCGGCCUCAUCACGUACCUCAUGGAGCACAAGCGCAUCAACGGGCCCUUCCUCAUUAUCGUGCCGCUCUCAACGCUGUCCAACUGGGUGUAUGAGUUUGACAAGUGGGCUCCGUCCGUCAUCAAGGUCUCCUACAAGGGCUCCCCGGCCGCCCGCCGAGCCUUCAUCCCCAUCCUGCGCAGCGGCAAGUUCAACGUGCUGCUCACCACCUACGAGUACAUCAUCAAGGACAAGCAGGUGUUGGCCAAGCUGCGCUGGAAGUACAUGAUCGUGGACGAGGGCCACCGCAUGAAGAACCACCACUGCAAGCUGACCCAGGUGCUGAACACGCACUACCUGGCCCCGCGCCGCCUGCUGCUCACCGGCACGCCGCUGCAGAACAAGCUGCCCGAGCUCUGGGCGCUGCUCAACUUCCUGCUGCCCACCAUCUUCAAGAGCUGCAACACCUUUGAGCAGUGGUUCAACGCCCCGUUCGCCAUGACCGGGGAGAAGGUGGACCUGAACGAGGAGGAGACCAUCCUGAUCAUCCGCCGUCUCCACAAGGUGCUCCGCCCCUUCCUGCUGCGUCGGCUCAAGAAGGAGGUGGAGGCCCAGCUGCCUGAGAAGGUGGAGUACGUGAUCAAGUGCGACAUGUCGGCGCUCCAGAGGGUCCUCUACCGCCACAUGCAGGCCAAGGGCGUCCUGCUCACCGACGGCUCGGAGAAGGACAAGAAGGGUAAGGGCGGCACCAAGACCCUGAUGAACACCAUCAUGCAGCUGAGGAAGAUCUGCAACCACCCCUACAUGUUCCAGCACAUCGAGGAAUCCUUCUCCGAGCAUCUUGGGUAUUCUGGAGGAGUGGUGAGCGGGCCGGACCUGUUCCGGUCCUCUGGGAAGUUUGAGCUGCUGGACCGCAUCCUGCCCAAGCUGCGGACCACCAACCACAAGGUGCUGCUCUUCUGUCAGAUGACCUCCCUCAUGACCAUCAUGGAGGACUACUUCGCCUACCGCGGCUUCAAGUACCUGCGUCUGGACGGAACCACCAAGGCGGAGGACCGCGGGAUGCUGCUGAAGACCUUCAACGACCCGGCCUCGGAGUACUUCGUGUUCCUGCUGAGUACCCGCGCCGGUGGCCUGGGGCUCAACCUGCAGUCUGCCGACACCGUGGUCAUCUAUGACUCGGACUGGAACCCCCACCAGGACCUGCAGGCCCAGGACCGCGCCCACCGCAUCGGGCAGACCAACGAGGUGCGCGUGCUGCGGCUGUGCACGGUCAACAGCGUGGAGGAGAAGAUCCUGGCGGCGGCCAAGUACAAGCUCAACGUGGACCAGAAGGUCAUCCAGGCCGGCAUGUUCGACCAGAAGUCGUCGGGCUGCGAGCGCCGUGCCUUCCUGCAGGCCAUCCUGGAGACGGAGGAGCAGGACGAGCACCAAACCAAGGCGCCGAAACCUGACUAUGAGGAAGACGAGGUCCCCGACGACGAGACCGUCAACCAGAUGAUCGCCAGGAGCGAGGAAGAGUUCGAGCUGUUCAUGCGCAUGGACCUGGACCGGCGACGAGAGGAUGCCCGUAACCCCAAGAGGAAGCCGCGCCUCAUGGAGGAGGACGACCUGCCCAGCUGGAUCCUGAAGGACGACGCCGAGGUGGAACGCCUCACCUGCGAGGAGGAGGAGGAGAAGCUGUUUGGUCGCGGCUCGCGCCAGCGCAAGGAGGUGGACUACAGCGACUCGCUGACGGAGAAGCAGUGGCUCAAGGCCAUCGAGGAGGGGAACCUGGAGGACAUGGAGGAGGAGGUCCGCCACAAGAAGACCACCCGCAAGAGGAAGAGGGACCGGAGUGACCACGACGCGGGGCCCGCCACGCCGGGCUCCAGCGGCGGGGGCCGCGGCGGGGGCCGCGACAAGGACGAGGACGGCAAGAAGGCCAAGAAGAGGGGCCGGCCCCCCGCGGAGAAGCUGACCCCCAACCCCCCCUCGCUCACCAAGAAGAUGAAGAAGACCGUGGACGCCGUCAUCAAGUACAAGGACGGCACCAACGGGCGCCAGCUGAGCGAGGUGUUCAUCCAGCUGCCCUCCAGGAAGGAGCUGCCGGAGUACUACGAGCUGAUCCGCAAGCCCGUGGACUUCAGGAAGAUCAAGGAGAGGAUCCGGAGCCACAAGUACCGCAGCCUGAACGACCUGGAGAAGGACGUGAUGCUGCUGUGUCAGAACGCCCAGACCUUCAACCUGGAGGGCUCCCUGAUCUACGAGGACUCCAUCGUGCUGCAGUCGGUGUUCACCAGCGUGCGUCAGAAGAUCGAGAAGGAGGAGGACAGCGAGGGCGAGGACAGCGAGGAGGAGGACGACGACGUGGACGACGGCUCGGAGUCUGAGUGUGAGUCUCGCUCGGUGAAGGUGAAGAUCAAGCUGAGCAGGAAGGAGAAGGGCGACCGCGGCGGGAAGAGCCAGCGGAGGCGAGGUCGCGGCGCCCGACCCAAACCCGUGGUGAGCGACGACGACAGCGAGGACGAGCAGGAGGAGGAGCAUUCGGCCAGUGGCAGCGACGAGGACUGAAGAGGUGCAUGAUGGGAGCCCUGGCCUCGUCUGUCCCCGCUAUAUAUUUUACCUAGAUACCGCAGCGAGGAGGAGGAGGAGAAGGAGGAGGAAGGAAGGAGGUUUUAACUAGAACAGCUCUUUACAUUGGUUGUGUUUUUGUUUUUUUAGCGAGACUUGUGUAUUCUCUCUAAAAAAGUACGUGGUUAAAUAAAGAAAAUUGAAUUCAAAAUAAUAAAAAAAUACGUCGAGUAUGAACAGCUUAAAAACGUUCCACUUCCAUAUUUAAGCCGAGUCAUUGGAUAGGAACAGUAGAACCUAACGUUACGUGUCUUUCUCUCUGCCUUUCCGCGGCCUGCCACUGGGGGGCGCCCGAGCCCCAAACGGCUCCCUGUUUCCGGACCGUGGCGGGAGGCCUUGUAUGUGCUAUUUGUUUUUCGUUUUCCUCUAUUUUUUAAGUGGUAUUGAUUGAUCACUCACUCAGUUUUUUGGGGUUGUUUUUUGUUCUCUUCGAGUCACUGUAGUUUCUCUCCGUUAAACUGUAUCUCCCCUCAGAGUGCACGUGGAGAGGUAGUGAAAUGCACCUGGCUGUGUCGUUUUACCGUUAUCUCUGUUUAAUUUAAACUCACCCCCGGCGGCGGCCCUAUUGGGAGGGGGGGGCGGGGCGUGAAUCUCUCCCCCGUAGGGGAGUAGGGGGCGCUAGAGGGAUAGGACCAUUUCAUGUGUCUGUGUCACUGGAUUCCAAAAAUUACAAUAAUAAAGGCAUCUCAUAAUAAACUGUCACUCUGCCGUGUCUGGUUGUUCUUUCUGAGUGAGGCUUCGUUUAUAAGCUGACACUUGCCGACUUGAUACUCAAAUUAAUGCACUUAUUUGUUGUGUUUUAGCAUUUGAUUUACCUGAUUUGUAUAUGUGGUCGGGUGACCUCCAGAUGCG